AACUAAAGUUCGAUCAAUAGAUGUUGAAUUUCUUAGAAAGGCCUUCUGGUAGCUUAUUAACUUUGUUAUGAAUUAUGGUUUGCUCAUUUGGUAAGAUUGUAUAAGAAUUGGGGAAGUUUUGAUAGUUUUUCCAACUUGUGGGAUUUUUAUGUUUAUGAGAAAGAUACAACUUAAGAAAUCCAAAUUGCAUGUCCAAAAAAAACUUCAACUUCAAAUCGGCCCGAUUUCAAAUCACCAAAUCAUGUCCAAACGGGGCCUUAAAUACACCACGUGGGAUAUUGAAAUUAAAGAGUGGCCAAAUUAGGAAAGAGAUUAAGACAAAAAAUUCAAACUGAGGGAGUAGUAAUACUCCCCCCAUCUCAAAUUAUCCGUCGUACUUUCUAAAAAUAGUUGUCUCAUUUAAUUUGUCACUUUAGAAGUUCAAGACAAACUUUAUUUUUCUUUUUCCAUUUUAGCCUUAGUAGUAAUUGUUCUUGAAGACUACAAACACCUCAAUAAUGGUGAGAUGACACAUAAAUAAAGUAAAUAUUAAUUGAAUAGAGAUCAUAUCUUAAGACAUAAAUAAGGAUAAAAUAGUCGAAAUCUUCCUAAUUACUACUUCCUCCGGUUCAAAAUAAGUGUCCACUUACAUAAUCAAGAAGGGAUUAACUUUAAUUUUCCGGAUUUGCCCUUAUUUACUCAAUGCAAUAAAUAGUCAAGAGUCUUAUUAAUUAAGGUAGUUGAGUCAAAAUGCCUAUUUUUCCUAGGAGUUAAUAUUUUCUUAAGGGUGUGUUAAAGGCUAAGUGAACACUUAUUUUGAAUUAGAGGGAGUAAUAUUUUCUUAAGGGACUUGUAAGAGAGAAACACGACUUAUAAUUUGAGACCAAGGGAGUAACACAAGAAGUACAAGAGAUCUUAGAAGGCCUAGGAGGUAACGCUUAUUCACUCCUAAAAAAGUAAAAUUCAUCGCGUUUCAUUCUGCUUUCCCUCGUGUUGCAAACUUGCAAUAAAACCUAGCAGGGUUGCACUUUGUCCUUGACGGCGGCGAUUUCCACGUACUCCGUGAAAGGCGUAAAUGGAAGUGGAAGGACAACAAUUGAAGAAAAGGAAGCAACUUGGCCGAGAUUCAAUGCACGUCUCGUCCUCAUCCAUGGAUUAUCGGAGAUCCUGCGAUAAUAAACCUCGCAAAUUUUUUAACCGUUACAGCCUACCCGCAGGUUGGUUAUCUUGCCCUCCAUACGGUGAUAACAUAGGCUUUAUUAUCCCAUCAAAAGUGCCUCUAAGUGAAUCAUUCAACAAGAAUAUCCCUCCUGGAGAAAGAUACACCCCAAAAGAACUAAUCGACAAGCAAAGAUGUUUAGGGAGAGAAAUCGGACUGGUGGUUGAUUUAACAAACACUGAUCGUUACUAUCCAGAAUCAGAUUGGACCAGUCAUGCUAUUAGACAUGUUAAGAUUCGAUGCCCGGGGCAGGACUCUGUACCUGAUGCUGAGUCUGUAGAUAAUUUAUUUCUGAGUAUGCUCUGCCUAUCUGUACCUGAUGGUGAGUCUGUAGAUAGAUUUAUUUCUGAGGUCGUGCAGUUGACAUCUCAAGCAAGUAAAUAUGCUGUUGUCCACUGCACUCAUGGCCACAACCGAACUGGCUACAUGAUUGUACAUCUUCUUGUACGCAAUCAGUCACUCAGUGUCGGUGAGGCAAUAGCAAAAUUUGCCCAAGCUCGCCCUCCAGGUAUUUACAGACUGAAGUAUGUUGAAGCAUUAUAUGACUUCUAUCUUCAGUCAAAGCCUGAACUUUUGGUCUGUCCCCAAACUCCGGAAUGGAAGAGAGACUCUGAUCAAGAUAAUGGGAAUCUUACAAGAGCAGGAGCGGUGUCAGAUGCAGAUUUUGGGGACGAAUGUAUCCCAUUUGCUGAGGUUCAGAUGAUGAGGAACUUCUGCAAUCAAGUGCUCAAUUUGGAUGUACAGGCCAGAAGAAAUACCGGAAUUCCAGGAUCUUGCCCGGUCUAUCUCGACAGGGACAAAUUGCAUCUUCUAAGCCAGCAACUCUACCAUGUCACCUGGAGUGCUGAGGGGCCAAGAAACAUGAUGCUAAUAGAUAGGGAGAAUUGUUAUUUGAUUGAUCCACAGUUCUAUUUCAGGAAGGUCCAGUUGCGGUUUCCUUGCAAAUAUAUCUAUGAGGGUAGAGCUGACAUUACUCAUCACUACACGUUGCUUGAUGGUGAAUUGAUAACCGAGACUGAGCCAGAGACACAAGUGAAGAGGACUACUUUCCUCAUUCAUGAUAUGAUAUCAAUUAAUGAAGUCUCUGUUACAGAGCUACCUUUCCAUCAUCGAUUAAUGCUAAUUGAAGACGAGGUGAUCCGGCCCCGUAAUUUUGAACGUGAAUUUUUAUUCACAUGUGUAAAUCCGUACUACCAAUAUGGCCUGGAACCAUUUGAAGUGAGGAGGAAGGAUUUCUAUUUGCUGUCUGCAGCUUCUAAGCUCAUCAAAGAUAUAAUGCCAAAUCUUCCACAUUCAGCUGAUGGUCUUAUCUUUGAGGCCUGGAAUGCAACUUAUGUGCCUCGGGAACAUGAUGGACGCUUGAAAUGGAAAUAUCCUGGAAAAAAUACUGUUGAUUUUCUCUUUGAGGUGGGAGUUGACGGCAGCAAUUUGGUUUAUCUGCAAGAACACGGAAACAAGAAAUUAAUUGAAGGUUGCAGAGUGAUGUUUAAAGAUGGAUCAGAUUUAUCGUUGUACUCGGGUAGGAUAAUUGAGUGCUCCUGGAACUCUCAUGAAAAUGCUUGGAUCUUUGUGCAGAUCCAAACAGACAAAUCAAACUCAGAUUAUAUUAGUGUCUGCGAGAAGGUUUGUCAUAUAGCAAUAUCAUCCUUCCUUUACAGCUUUUCCAACUAUUAUUGACCGAAGAAACAUUUU
Molecule: messenger RNA, 2890 nt
Organism: Lycium ferocissimum
Lineage: Eukaryota; Viridiplantae; Streptophyta; Magnoliopsida; Solanales; Solanaceae
Exons: 16
Coding region: 1055-2875 (606 amino acids)
Biological process (GO): dephosphorylation; 7-methylguanosine mRNA capping
Molecular function (GO): mRNA guanylyltransferase activity; phosphatase activity; ATP binding
Source: RefSeq, a predicted model, not a curated record